Messenger RNA from Propithecus coquereli (Coquerel's sifaka), 1800 nucleotides. RefSeq names its product aldehyde dehydrogenase 1 family, member B1 (gene ALDH1B1). NCBI's taxonomy places the organism in Eukaryota, Metazoa, Chordata, Mammalia, Primates, Indriidae. The coding region runs from base 98 to 1651 and encodes 517 amino acids. Gene Ontology annotation, molecular function: aldehyde dehydrogenase (NAD+) activity. The transcript is spliced from 2 exons. The record is from RefSeq and is a predicted model, not a curated record.
CGGUCGCUGCAGUAGACCUGGGAGAGUCGAAACCUGAACUUGAAUUUGAGCCUGAACCUGAGCCGGAGUCAAGCCAAGCCUGCCUCAGAGUGUCAGCAUGCUGCGCUGCCUCGUGCCCCGGCUGCUCUGCCUCCCUGGCAGGACCGCCCCGUACUCCUCCGCAGCAGCCCUCCCAAGCCCCAUCCUGAGCCCGGACAUCCGCUACAACCAGCUGUUCAUCAACAAUGAGUGGCGAGAUGCGAUCAGCAAGAAGACCUUCCCGACAGUCAACCCCACCACAGGGGAAGUCAUUGGGCACGUGGCCGAAGGGGACCGGGCUGAUGUGGAUCUGGCCGUGAAAGCUGCCCGGGAGGCCUUCCGCCUGGGGUCCCCCUGGCGCCGGAUGGAUGCCUCCGAGCGGGGCCGGCUGUUGAACCGCCUGGCCGACCUAGUGGAGCGGGAUCGUGUCUACCUGGCUUCACUGGAGACCUUGGACAACGGGAAGCCUUUCCAAGAGUCUUAUGUCUUGGACCUGGAUGAGGUCAUCAAGGUAUACCGGUACUUUGCUGGCUGGGCUGACAAGUGGCACGGCAAGACCAUCCCCAUGGAUGGUGAGCAUUUCUGCUUCACCCGGCAUGAGCCAGUUGGUGUCUGCGGCCAGAUAAUCCCCUGGAACUUCCCCUUGGUCAUGCAGGGCUGGAAGCUUGCCCCGGCGCUCGCCACAGGCAACACCGUGGUAAUGAAGGUGGCGGAGCAGACCCCCCUUUCUGCCCUGUACUUGGCCUCCCUCAUCAAGGAGGCAGGCUUUCCCCCUGGGGUGGUGAACAUCAUCACGGGCUAUGGCCCAACCGCAGGGGCGGCCAUCGCCGAGCACCUGGAUGUUGACAAAGUUGCCUUCACGGGCUCCACGGAGGUGGGCCACCUGAUCCAGAAGGCCGCUGGCGACUCCAACCUCAAGAGGGUCACCCUGGAGCUGGGCGGCAAGAGCCCCAGCAUCGUGCUGGCUGACGCCGACAUGGGCCACGCCGUGGAGCAGUGCCACGAAGCCCUCUUCUUCAACAUGGGCCAGUGCUGCUGUGCUGGUUCCCGGACCUUCGUUGAAGAAUCCAUCUACGAUGAGUUUCUCGAGAGAACUGUGGAGAAAGCCAAGCAGAGGAAAGUGGGGAACCCCUUUCAGCUGGACACGCAGCAGGGGCCCCAGGUGGACAAGGAGCAGUUUGAAAGGAUCCUGGGCUACAUCAAGCUUGGCCAGAAGGAGGGGGCAAAACUUCUCUGUGGCGGGGAGCGUUUUGGGGAGCGCGGUUUCUUCAUCAAGCCUACGGUCUUUGGUGGCGUGCAGGAUGACAUGAGGAUCGCCAAAGAGGAGAUCUUCGGGCCCGUGCAGCCCCUGUUCAAGUUCAAGAAGAUCGAGGAGGUGAUUGAGAGGGCCAACAACACCAGGUACGGCUUGGCUGCCGCCGUGUUCACCCGGGACCUGGACAAGGCCAUGUACUUCACCCAGGCACUCCAAGCUGGGACCGUGUGGGUAAACACCUACAACAUCGUCACCUGCCACACGCCAUUUGGAGGCUUUAAGGAAUCUGGCAAUGGGAGGGAGCUGGGGGAGGAUGGGCUUAAGGCUUACACGGAGGUGAAGACAGUCACCAUCAAGGUUCCUCAGAAGAACUCGUGAGAACGUCCGUGGCAGAGGCCCAGUCCCAGUUAGGCGGUUUGACAACCACCUAGACCAGUGGUUGCCAAACUUUUCUUGGCCAUGGAUCCCCUUUAUUUGUUCCAAAUGAACUCUUAGUAGGAAUCCCAACAAAUAAAGCAAUUAAAUCA